CCCGCAGCUUUGGGCAGGGCUGUGCCGGGGCUUGUUGGCUUUCAAUGCUUGUGCUGGUGGCUGUGAAGCCGGCCUGCUCUUCCUCCUCCUCCUCUUCGCUGAGGGAAAGAGGACCACGCCUCUCCGUCUUGCUUUCCCUCUCUUUCCCCGCCUCUCUCUCUCUUUCUCUCUAGACCAGAAAUGUGUGUUGCUGCUGCUGCAACGCGCUGGGCUUGAGGAGCAGAGCAUCGCUGAGACACAGAGAGACGGAGGAGGCUGUUGGAACCAAUUGGAUACCUUGUUCCCCCUCUUCUUCGCCGGGAAAGUCGGAGAAGAGCCGGAGAAGCCGAGACGAGGAGGUUAUAUGACAAAAUCUUCCCAAGCAGUGUGAUCAAAAAUGGAACUUCAAAGAAUUCCUCUGCUGUAGACUUUGCAUUUAAAGGACUAUAUUUAAUACUCAAAGGAAUAUAUUCUUUCACCUAGCUAUUUUUUAAUUUUUAAUGAAAUUCAAGGAUGAUAGAUUUACAGUGUUUUUUGUUUAUUUUUGCUCAGUGCAAUGAAAUCCCAUUAUCUUCAUUUUGUUCAAUGGGGAAUACCUGAGUUUUUUGUUAGUAACUUCUUUAUUUACCAUUGAUUCAAAUACUUAUGUAUAACACACUUCUUAAAAUUCAUUUUCCAUUCAAGUGUUACAUUUUUUAAACUUCUGACUUCAAAUUGAUUGUAUAAGGACACUAAGAAUUUUGAUUGUAGAAUAUGACUUAAAUUCAUUUGAGCUUUCUGUCUGACUGCUAUAAAUGCCUCCUUAAAUCAAUAUCCUUGUUAGUAUUAAUAUGAGGCAUUGCAUUCAUUGUUGCAUAGCAUUGUUACCAAAUGACUUGCACAAACAGUGUUUCAGGUGUCAGGGACAAAGUCACAAUAUCCAGAAGCAUCCUCUAUGCAGAGGAGAAAAUAAAGUUCUGUUGCACUUGGAUAGCAAACAGAUGAACUUGCUUGCAGUUUUGGAAGUAAGGACUGUUCACAAUGAAAGCUGGACUGGACUGUUUUGCUUGAAGAAAGGGAAGCUAUGCAGCUUAAUGUUUGGAUUAAUAAUAAUGAUGCUAGUGAUGGCAUCGUAUAUAUUGACUGGAGCUAAGGGUGGCCUCUUGCUGAUACAGCCAGUGCUCCGUUAUGGAACUUUUACCAGCAAUUCAGACUUGGACAAUGAGAGUCUUGGUGACAUGAAAGACCAUUACCAAACAUCUAAAAUGAAUAUUUCAUAUGCAAAGGAUUAUCCAAGCAUUAAAAUAGUCAUUGAUACUAUUACUUCAAACAUUGAAUUCAUAACCAGACAUCUUCCAGACCUGGAAGAUCUGAAGAAACAAGAAAUGCACAUGUUCUCAGUAAUUCCUAGCAAGUUUCUUUCAAACAGCAAAAAUCCCUGCUGGUAUGAAGAGUACCAAGGAAACACUACCAGAAAUCCUUAUGCUACAAACUCCUACGCAUUAUAUUCCAAACGUUUCCGGACAAUAUUUGAUUACCUUAGGAAGGUAUUUUGGAAUCAUUUGUAUCAUUACAAGGACAAGCAUUAUCGGCUUCGCUGCCUUCCCCAUUUUUACAUCAUAGGUCAGCCAAAGUGUGGGACAACAGAUCUUUAUGACAGACUUAGGUUACAUCCUGAUGUGAGAUUUUCGGCAAUUAAAGAGCCCCACUGGUGGACAAGAAAACGGUUUGGAAUUAUUCGCUUGAGGGAUGGAUUUCAUGACCGCUACCCAGUGGAAGAUUACCUGGAUCUUUUCGACUUAGCUGCUCAUCAGAUUCAGAGUGUGCUUCAGGGAGAUGCUGGGAAUGACUUAAUGAGCAACAUCAUAAUUGGAGAGGCAAGUGCUUCAACAAUGUGGGACAACAAUGCUUGGAUUUUCUUCUAUGACAACAGUACAGAGGGAGAACCUCCAUUUUUAAUACAAGAUUUUAUCCAUGCCUUUCAGCCGAAUGCAAAACUGAUUGUCAUGCUUCGGGAUCCUGUUGAAAGAUUGUAUUCUGAUUAUCUCUACUUUGCAAGUGCUAACAAAUCAGUUGAAGACUUCCAUGAAAAAGUGGCAGAAUCACUGCAGCUAUUUGAAAAUUGCCUCUCAGAUUAUUCCCUGAGAGCCUGUGUAUACAACAACUCUCUCAACAAUGCCAUGCCAGUAAGGCUCCAGGUUGGUCUGUAUGUCGUUUUUCUUCUGGACUGGCUGACAGUUUUUAAUAAAGAUCAAAUACUAGUUCUCCGCUUGGAGGAUCAUGCAUCCAAUGUUAAGUUUACUAUGCACAUGGUGUUCCAGUUUCUGGAUUUAGGGGCCCUGACUGAAAAACAAGAGGCUCUCAUUACUAAGAGCCCUGCAUCAAACACUAGAAGGCCCGAGGAUCGUAAUCUAGGUCCCAUGUUACCGCUUACAAAGGAAAUUCUACGAGAUUUCUAUCAACCUUUUAACACAAAACUGGCUCAAGUUCUUUCUGAUGACGCUUUUUUAUGGAAAAAACCAUAACCACAGUUUCAGUGCCAGAAAUACAAUGCUUAAAGAAAAUUUUAUUUUUUUAAAAUCCCGAUUGAAGGUGCAAUCAAUUACUUAUUCUGAGAUCAAGAGGUCUAUUGCAAUUAAAUCUUUCUCCCAAGGGUUAAUAUAUGUCAGAGAAACUAUAGAAGAACAUAAAGCAACAUGAUUGUCAAUCUCCUUUGCAACAACUAUUUCUGUCUCAGCAAAAGAACUCUGUGUAGAUAUUUAUGAAGCAAUCUUACAUCCUCUGGUUUAUGGUUUUGAAAUAUAAUUUGCAAGCUAUUACAAUACAGAAAUUAGCACUAGCCACCUAAAAUGCACAUUCAUUUUCAUUUUUUAAAGCUAUGUCUUGCAUUCAAAACAGCUUUUUAACCAUUAAAAUUUAAUUGAUUUUAA
Messenger RNA from Anolis sagrei ordinatus, 2888 nucleotides. RefSeq names its product carbohydrate sulfotransferase 15 (gene CHST15). Lineage: Eukaryota; Metazoa; Chordata; Lepidosauria; Squamata; Anolidae. Gene Ontology annotation, molecular function: N-acetylgalactosamine 4-sulfate 6-O-sulfotransferase activity. The record is from RefSeq and is a predicted model, not a curated record. Gene Ontology annotation, biological process: hexose biosynthetic process.